This is a messenger RNA of Emericellopsis atlantica, 815 nucleotides long. RefSeq lists its product as uncharacterized. Bases 443 to 793 code for a protein of 116 amino acids. The transcript has 2 exons. The record is from RefSeq and is a predicted model, not a curated record. NCBI's taxonomy places the organism in Eukaryota, Fungi, Ascomycota, Sordariomycetes, Hypocreales, Bionectriaceae.
GAUGGAGUAUGAGGACGGCAAUGUGUGCAGACCAUGGAUUCCCUCUUGAGCAGCACCGCUCGGGCAGCUCGUCGUCCAUGACGCUCGCCUCGAAUGGCUUCAUGCCGCCCCAGCAACACGCUGCGGCGUGGCCACCCGCGUCCGGCAUGUACUAUGCUGCCAUGCAGCCCCCCGUGUACUAAGCAUCGGGAUUGUCAAUCUCUCCCUCUCUUUCCAUCGACAGCAGAACCCCCCUGAAGCUUCGGAGGCUGGCUUCACCAAGCUAUGGGCGGGCGGGUCUUUCUGCUCUCAUUCUUCACGUACACGACGACACUUGCCCUGCAUUCUUUUCUUCAUCGAUAUCCUCUUAUCCCCUCUACACUCUUUAUUUCAAAGUAAUCAAGAAGGCAUGACGUGCCCUCUCAGCAAGUGUCUAUGAUUUCGACACGUUUCAUCACGAUAUAUGGUAUCGUUGUACAUAGAAUUUGGUCUCAUUUUGGUCACCCGGGCGCGAACGGUACCCGCUGGUCCUGCCAUGUUGUUCUUCCUGCAUGAUGGUUUUUAUUCCCCACUCUUGGGUUUCGGAGGCAUGGCUUUUUCUUUUUUCACGUUGGAUCUUGUCCUUUCAUGUUCAUUGCAAUUUUGGUUGGUUUGGGAAGCGGGACAGCAUCAUGCUACGAGGCGCGGUUUGUUUGGGCAACUUGGACUUCUCUUGGAAAUGGCGAUCAAACAAACAGCAGCAGCAGGAGGAGAUGAUGCAUCAUGUUGCAUCGCGUCUCUCUAUUUUUACUCUACUUGGCAUAGACAAAAAUGAAUACCACAGCAGUAACACUUCA